Penicillium salamii is the source of this 2112-nucleotide messenger RNA. NCBI's taxonomy places the organism in Eukaryota, Fungi, Ascomycota, Eurotiomycetes, Eurotiales, Aspergillaceae. The record is from the annotation of a GenBank genome assembly.
AUGGCGUCGCAAUUUAUCGGUUACAAUGUCAUGGUGGAGCUGAAAGAGCCACCGGGUGCCAGGCUGAUCGGCCAGGUCGCCAAUGUCUUCGGGCAGCGGUUGGUGCUUAACAAUGUGACACUGCUUUGGAAUGGCCAGCGCUUUCCUCAAUAUUCUAUCGAUGCUUCUCUGAUCGGCGAUCUAUCUCUCGAAACCAACACCCAGGUGCCUCCGCAGCCUCAAAAGGUAACCCAGCCACAGGCUCCCACUCUUCCUCAAUCAUAUGCGCCAUUGGCUCCUACCCAGGUUGCUCCGAUCCCGCAGGAUUUUACGGAUCCAGCGAUCUUGAGUUACACCCCUCUGAAGUCCAAGCCGUCCGCCGAAAACAGGCCACCCGCUGGACUCGCUCAUCACGUUCCGGAGAAAACCUCAGCCUCUUUGACCGAGCCUUUCAGCAGUCUGGAAUUAAAUGCACAUGGUGACAACGCAGGAACGCAGGGGGCUUCCAACAAGAACCGAGGACAAGACCCGUCACUUCUAAAGCAAACGCCCAAGCGUAACCGACGAGCUCACCAAGAAAAUCUGAGCGAUGAAAGGGGACAUGCUGCGAAACAUGGCGCUGCAGCAAGUACUAACCCCAAGAGCAAGGGCUGGCGCCAAACUGCUUUCGUGGAGCCAGCAGGCCCUGCAUUCCCGGAUUCGCCGGUGCCAAUGUCUCGACCUGGGCCUAAGCUGCGCAAGAAGAAGUCGCGACGCUACACUGAGGACCCUAGUGGAUGGGCUACCGAGGAUGCGACUGAUAUUCAGGAGCUGGGUGAAUUCGAUUUCGCGAGCAACCUGUCCAAAUUUGACAAGCGGACUGUGUUUGAACAAAUUCGCAAUGAUGACACUACCGCGGAUGAAGAGCGCCUGGUCAGUUUCAAUCGCAAGAUCAAGCCAGGGACUAACGGAGGUAAAAACCUCCACUGGACUGAGAAUGUGCUUGAUAGCCCCCAGAACAGUGACACCGGUGACACUACUGGCGAAGACUUUGAGGGUGGGAAUGAUAUCAAAAUGGGUGCCGAGGUUCUCUCCGCGCGUGAGCGCCCACGAGCUCAGCCAUCUCGCAAGGAUAGUGCCAUUCACGCUCCACCAAUGAUGCCUCAACUUAGUGCCCUUGGUCGCAGCCAGUUGCAUGUUAAUGUCUCGCGUACGACCAGCCCUCGACCUAACCGAUCGUCAGUCUCGCCAAUGGUUGCCCCCAAUGUUUCAGGUGCCGGUUCUCUUCGUCUUACGACUACCAACCGCAGCUGCCCUACCGUGAGCCCUUUGCAGACUCUGGAGAUCGAGCAAAUCUCAGUUGCUGAGUUUGGGUUGGCCGAAGAGAUUAUUACCGAGAAUGCAGGACGAGGCAUCGCAGAGGCCGCUGUCGCUCUGGUAUCCAACGAUGCAGCCGCGCCAAACAUGGUCAUCAUUACCGGUAACCACCGUACUGGAGCGCGGGCGAUCGCUGCGGCUCGUCAUCUCCGUAAUCGUGGCCACCGAGUCACCGUCUGUUUGCUUGGAUUGGAACAUGAGGCCGAGCUGCUUGAGAGCUGCCGUAAGCAACUUGACAUCUUCCGCAAGGUCGGUGGACGAGUGCUUAAGUGGGAGGAGCUUUCUUCCCGCCUGGCCACCUCUGACCUGGGCCCCGAUCUACUCGUCGAUGCUCUGUUCGGCAUGCAUCUAUCUUUUGAUGAUCUUCGAACCGACGACCAAAUUGUGGCUUUCGAGAUGAUCUCAUGGAUCAACCGCAGCAAUGUCGGCGUGCUCUCUGUGGAUGUUCCUUCUGGGCUCCAUGCUUCCACUGGUACGCUUAUAGCACAAUACUCAACCCCGCACAUUUGUACUAACACGAAUUUUAUAGGAGAAAUUACUAUCGCCGAGGGCGCUCGCCUUUGUGUUAAUGCCACAUCCGUGGUGUGUCUUGGAGCCCCCAAGACUGGAAUACUCAAUGCCCUUCUGUCCGCUGAACGAAUUUCCUGGACAGUGGCAGUGGCCGACAUCGGAAUUCCUCAAAUCGUCUGGCGCAAGUAUGGCACUCGCCGUCGUCACGGUAUUGAUUUCGGAAACAAAUGGGUGGUUCCACUAAAGUACCAGCCUCUGAUGGCUUAA